This is a messenger RNA of Symsagittifera roscoffensis, 6021 nucleotides long. RefSeq names its product HEAT repeat-containing protein 1-like. The coding region runs from base 2 to 5905 and encodes 1967 amino acids. Gene Ontology annotation, cellular component: t-UTP complex; 90S preribosome; small-subunit processome. The transcript is spliced from 3 exons. Lineage: Eukaryota; Metazoa; Xenacoelomorpha; Acoela; Convolutidae. The record is from RefSeq and is a predicted model, not a curated record. Gene Ontology annotation, molecular function: snoRNA binding. Gene Ontology annotation, biological process: positive regulation of transcription by RNA polymerase I; maturation of SSU-rRNA from tricistronic rRNA transcript (SSU-rRNA, 5.8S rRNA, LSU-rRNA).
AAUGUCUACAUCCCUGGCGGCCCAACUGCAACAGCUGUCUAUGAAAGCAGCUGCAGCGAGGCCGGAUGAUAUUGCUCAAGGGCGAGUUUCUUUAAUGUUCAAUUCGAAAGAUGCUGCUGGCAUAGACAAAGAGACCGUUUUUCAAUUCGCAUUAGACGGAUUAAAUGAAUUAAUUACAAUUGACCCACAGUUCGCAAAGUUUCGUGAAACGCUUUUCGGAAUUGAUUCGAAGAAAUUGGAACGGUCAGUUGUCAGCGCUGAUGUAAAUGAGGAGCUUGAUUUAUUAAUCGGUGAUUUCUUCAUCCUUCUAGCACCUCAUGUUUUGAAAACGUCUGCCAUUAAGACUUUGGAGUGGCUAGUACAAAGGUUUAACGUGCAGAAGUUUAACUGUAACCAAUUGGUCUACAUGUUCAUUCCGUUCCAUGAGAUGAAACUGUUCACUCGGGUGAUUCAGAUAAUUGAUCCGAAAGAAGUAACUCAUAAGUGGCAUUGGAUGUACGAAAUCCAGCAGGCAGAUCGUGUAGUAACCAAAGCUCAGCUGCAUAAGUUCAUGGGAAGUCACUUAGACGCUUUAAGUGGAUUGACGCAGUUUGUGGUGAAGCUAAACGAGGAGCACAACCAGCGUACGUGUGAGUAUUUCAAUUCCUAUUUAAUGGCAACUAUACUCGGUUGUCUAGAGUCCAAGAAGCAAAUCAAGGAGUCAAAAUUGUCGACAAUUUUAGAACUUGUGCGAAAGUUGAUCAAGUCCAAGCAUCCUCAAUUGCAAAAAUUAUCAAUCGGAGUGAUGGCUGUUUUGAUCAACAAAUUGCAAUUUGAAUUCGCUUUGUUAAAAAAAAUGUUCAAUUUAUUUGUAACAAAAUUGCAGAACGAAGUGUUAGAAGUCUUCAUACGGUUUGUGCUGUCGACUUUGUCGAAGCAACAAGCAUUCAGAAUUGAAAGCGACUUUGCAGCCCAGCUUUUCUUGCGCUUGGAAGAUUGCAAUUCUGUAGUUUUGGAUUUUGAGAAAGUGAACUCAUCAGUGUUCAAUUACUUAGAAGUUCUGAUUUGCUCGGGUCUUCAAGAGCCAAAAACUGCGGAGUUGGUCUGUUAUAGAAGACUUGUUCUUGAAUUCUUGAACUAUCUUAGGUGUGAUAGCAGAAAAGUUUUAACCCCAUCACACUUAUUGUCAGAAAUUCUGAAAGUAGUCAUUUCUGCGCCUGAGGAGAAUCUCGAGUUUGUGAAUUUAUUGGCCAGUGAAAAUGUAGUGCAGUUCCAAGAAGCAGUGAAGGAACUAAACUGUGAUUCACAGUAUCAAAAACCUCUGGGAAAGCUGGUUAAAAAGGUUCUGAAAGGCAGCAGCGGUGAAACUGAAAAUAGCUCAGUUGUGAAUCUUCUGAAGGGAACUUUGGAAGCGAGGCGAGAGGCGUUUGAAAUAAUCAAAGCACGACACAAAUCAAAUUCGACUGCACUGACUAAUACAGCUCUUUAUACACUGUUGGAAUGUUUCAAAGACGAUUCUUUAAAACUGGCAACCGAAAUUUUGAAGUUUGUUCUCGAAAAUGAUUUAGUUGCUCCACUGAACAUGAACGGAGAAGUGAUGGCAUUGGUUUGGAAGAAGUGUAUCAAUUUUGUAUUCCAAUGUUCCGAGAGCAAAAAAGUGAAAGAUCCGUUCGCUGAAAUUGUUGGACAGUUUUUAUCCAGUCAACGGACAUCGAAUGAAGUUCUAGUUUUGAAGUCAAUGCUGAAUAUCGAUUGUGACAUGCGACUUGCUAACAUUGAAAAACUGCUGAACUGGGCAUCCGAAAGUGCAGCUGGCAAUCAUCAAUUGGAGUUCGCUUUCCUCUCGGUGUUCACGUUGAAGAACGGUUUCCUCAUGGACCUGAAAAAUUUCAACACCCUGUGUAAAUUGAUUGUCAGUUUUUCAGCUGAAAACGAAUUUGACUUCCUAGAAUUUGCAGCCAAAAUUCCUCACUACGAUUUGGGAAAUUUCAAUUCAUUGAUCGAAUAUGUGUUCUGUUCUGUAUUUGCAAAUUACUCAAGCCAAAAAUCGCUUUUAUGCGUUUCGAAUAUGGAUGGGCUUAUAAAAAGUGAGCAAGUUCUCUUGUUUUGUUUUUCCCAAAUUGUCUGUUGUCUGCCGGGUAAACUUUCGUAUGUGAGAGCUACUCUUGGAAUGAACCAAUUCAUUAGCCUGUUGCUAAUAAUGUCCACUCUUCCUGCUGAUUGUUUCGGCUCUAAAUCCAACGAAGAGAAACUCAAAGUUGCCAUUUGGAAAAUUUUGACGCAGCUUGGAUCAAAAAAGAAGUUUCAAGUUAAUUUCAACAAUUUUAUGUGGCCAAUUUUGGCAGGUCUCAACUCAAAGCGGUCAAAGGUGCGCAUUUCGUUGCUUGGUUUUUGCGAAAAUGUAAUGCUGCACAAGUUUGGCGAUGUUGGUGAUUGCAUACUACAAGAGAUAGUUGAGCUGAAGCAAGAAAUAGCAGCCGAUCGCACCUGGUUAAAAAAUUUAAUGCAAAAAUUUUCAGAAAUGCCUUCAGUUGUCACAACUUUGAUCAAUGUUUUAGAAAAUGAAAAAUCAGAUAUUUGUGGGAAAAUUUCCGUUCCAGUUUUGAUAUACGGAAUUUGGAAUGAGAAAAUUCUGGUUUUUCUGAGCAACUUGCUGAAAAAUGAAGUGAAAAAGAAGAGACUCUGCAACGGAUCUAUCUGCUGUGAGAUCGCGAAAGGCAUAAAUGAUUGCAAUUUUGACAUGUUCCUCGAAUCAUUUCUGAUAGGACUUGACAAGGAGUCUCCAGUUUUCUUAGUUGAGGCCUUCUUGGCGGUCAUUUCUCCUGAUUUGUUCAAAGCAUUAAGUAUCAGCACUCAACACGAGCUGUUUUCGCGACUGAUAUUUUUGAGGAAGGAUGCCGUUAACUUGCCCACUGUGAAAAGAGUGGUUGACAACCUGCCUCUGAACUCGAAAAUGCUCCAUAAAUGUCUCGGAUUGCCCGAGUAUGAUACCAAUGCAAAACCAAGAAGAUCGAGAGUUGAUUCGUUCUGUGCUGCAAGUACAAAUCUGGAUCAAAUAAGGCUCUUUCUGCACUUCGCAUGUGACCGAAAUUUCAGCCCUCAAGACGCAAAAGAGGUGAUCGGGACAGUUAAUGCGUUAAUUUUACAUUUGGAGAGAUUGCAUGUUAUUGACAAUUCAGAUCCAGAAAUGGAGCACGUGAUGGUUUUCGCUGUUGGUGUAUUGAGUAAUUUUUUCUCGAGAUAUUCAAUGACUGAAGAAAUUUUAGACACUGAUUUAAUGCUUAGUCUAAUUCGCCGUUUCGACGAUGUGAACAUUAAAGGUCAAUGUUUCGAAUUGGUUAUUACCCAAUACGAACAUGUAUGUCAAAAUGCACAUUUUGAUUCUCACGAAAGAGCUGUGAAAAUAUUUACUGCAAUCUGUGAUGCGUUGGCUACUCGCGAGGACGAAUUCUCGUUUAGGCUAAUUUUGUCUUCGGUGCGAAAACUGUUGAUUCCUUUAAUCGAUUCAGCUCAAGAAAAGCCCUUCAUAUUGCGCAACUUUUUGCAGCAUUUUGUUGAAGCAGUAACAACUCAACCAAGUCAUAGACAGAUUUUGUUGAUCGAUACAUGCAUUGGACAUCCAAAAUUGGACCAAGGUGGUUAUUUUUGGCAGUUGGUUUUGCAUAUUUUUACCAAGAGUUCCAAUAGCUCCGAAGUGGAAACAUCAAUUUCGGUUGUUUCGCAAAUCUGCGAAAAGUACUCUCUGAAAACAUCGUUGACUUUACUAUCCAAGCUUCUGACUGCUUGUGAGUAUUUCUUGAACGGUAGGAUUGAAGAGUUACAAUCAUACCAACUGACAUCGCUGAAAAAGCUUCCCAGGAAAGUUCAGAGGCUUACUGCAAUUCAAAUAUUGUCCUUGGUUCCAGUUGUUGUACAUUCGAACCAGUUCGUUUUCGAACUCACGAAUGUCCGGCUACAGAAUGACACAUCACAUAAUCACUGCUUCAGAGGUGUAUUAUCACAGUUGUUCACAUUGCAAACUUGUGAAACUCUGAAGAACGUAAGACAAGAGAGUGCGUCUCCCAAUAGCAAGGUCAAACUAGAAGCCGAGUUUGCAAAGACAGUCGGCCUGAAGUUGAAAGAAACUGUAGCUGCUGCUGAUGUUCUGUUUGACGAUGCUUUGUUCUUCGAAGUCUUCUCGGAACUGCUCAGCUCGGCUAAACACGUGGAAGUCCAGAGAUCUCUGCAGUUUCUGAACAUCAGAAUUUCUCGACCUGGAUCCCAAUUUUUGGAUGGAUUGGAUGCGACUCAAAUUGAUUAUUUGUAUGAUCUCUUAUUGACUCAUAUUUUGCAUGAAAAUGACAGAAUUUGUCAGUACGUUUUGGUGACUUUGAUAAAAAUCAUGAAAGUUUGUCCUUCAAAAGUUGGCCUCUUAACCGAAAAAGCCAUCCAACUAAUGGACCUUAAGGGCAGCGUAUGUAAUAUUCGAGUUCAAGUGUGCGCUUUGAUAGCCGAAGUUAUAAGAUCAGUGAAACAGGCUUUCUUGCCGUACCUUCCAAACGUUGCCCACUUUGUCCUAGACAUCAAAAGUUGCAAAACUUUUGCGAACAAAAUGCUGUUUGACAGUGUGCUGCUUUGCCUGCUUACAAUGUUUGACAAUAUUGCGGAACUUUUGAGUCCGUUUUUGGCAAAGAUUACAAAAUUUUUGAUCGAUCUUUCUGAUUGCGAAGAAGAGUUCAAGUUAAAAAAGGAAAGUGCGGCUGUAAUCGAACACCUAGUUUCGCUGAAAAUGCGCGUUGUUGCACCGAUGUUCAUAACAGUUUGUGAGAGUGUUUUCAAAGACUGCGAAAUGACAACAAUGUUCCUGAAAAAGAUUGAAAAGAUGACCGAAAUUGUCAAGUUGCAUUUGGACAAAAACAAUAGAUCUGAAUUGGAGUUGAAUCAAACUAAAAUAACGCAAGUAUUGACGAUGUUUUUGAAUUUGCGCGAGUUUGUUUUCGAGUCAAGAAAUGUGAGCGCAGCGACAAAGGCUACUGACAAAGAAAGUAAUGUUCCAGAAAAUGAAACUUCUGUUGCUGGAGAAAAACGCAAAAAGCGCAAAUGUGAAGUUUUUGCGGAAAAGCGCCGCAAAGUUCAACUGCAAAUGGAUGCGCAAGCGGAAAAGUUCCUCAAUUCAGAUGAGUUCAAAGAAGCUGAAAUGAAAUGCUUCGAACCUUUCAUUGAAUUUGUCCUGAAAAAUUCAGAAUCUUCUGUGCGACAAAUGUUGCUGAAAACAUUCAACUGGGCUACUUCGGACGAUGAAAAUACUGGAAGACGGCAAGUAACUUUCUUUCAUCUGCUGAAGAUGUUAUCAAUCCGCUUGAAGGGGUUAAUGCUGCUCUUCAUUCCAACAUACGUUUCUUCAUUGAAAGAGAGGUUAUCGGUUGAACCAACCCAAGAAGAAAAGUUCACGUCCAGCGAAAUUUUGUUCUCGAAUCGAAAUAUCCUAGAAUGUGUAACUAACGUCAUGUCGCAUGAUAUUAAUGGAAUUUUCACUACCCCAGAGUUUGUCUCGACGUUCAUGCCUCUAGUUGCAAAUCAGUGGAAGUUUUUCUUGGAUUCAAAAGCUUUUGAUGAGCUUUCUUUGGAAGUCAUUUGCCCUUGUACAUCACAAAUGAUGCUCGCUUGUCAAGAUGCAGAUGCGAAAAAUGUGGUACAUAGACAAAUUUUGGAUCUUGGUCGGGAAUCGAACUCGCGUCUUAGGAGAGCAGCGAUGGUUGCAAUCCAGAGCAUUGCGAAUCGACUCUUGGAAGAAUACUCGAUGUACUAUCCGGAGGCAGUACCGGUUCUGGCAGAAUUAAAAGAAGACGUGAAUCCAGAAAUAGAGGCGGAGUGUGAUAAUACCUUGAGGACAAUUGAGAAAGUGGUGGGCGAGGCAGUGUAUGAACACUUUCCCAAAAUUGAAUAGAAGUUCAAGUUCACUUUUGGUUCCAAAGAAAAGCUUAAUAUCGUCGAAUGACAAUGAAGUUGCAUUAUCUGAUUAUUCAUUGUGAUUCUAAAUGAUUAAAAGCUGUUAUUUCAUUA